Macadamia integrifolia is the source of this 1943-nucleotide messenger RNA. RefSeq names its product B3 domain-containing protein At3g19184-like. Gene Ontology annotation, molecular function: DNA binding. Lineage: Eukaryota; Viridiplantae; Streptophyta; Magnoliopsida; Proteales; Proteaceae. The record is from RefSeq and is a predicted model, not a curated record. The transcript is spliced from 8 exons. The coding region runs from base 197 to 1672 and encodes 491 amino acids.
ACAACUCAAAUUCUUAGAGAGACGUUGGUUGCUCUGUAGCCUCUGUGUGAGUGGGUGUGUGUUCUCUCCUUCUGUAUCAUCGUCCAGAAGCUAAAAACCUGGAGAGAACAAUUUGAGCAGCGUCAGUCCACUACAGGUGAUUGUGAACCAGGAGAAGAGGAGAGAGAGAGAGAAAGUUGCUGCUAGUGUGACAGAAAUGGCAGUGGAGGAUGAGAUUGUAAAGGAGCCUGAACUUCUGGAUCCUUAUGAAAGCGAGAAUAGCAUUGAAGAUCAAAAAACUCUGGCCCAGUUCUCUCAAGCUCGGCAACUACAGUCUCCUCAACAUUAUACACAAAAGAAAUCGAGUGGGAGAAAGCCAAAGAUGUUUCGGGUCAGGAAAAGAUAUUCUGUUCCUCCAGCUUCACUUUGUUCUCUUGGUCAUUUGCAGGUAGUUGCAGAUCAAACAGAGAGUAUGAGAAGCCACUGUAAGCGAAAGAGGGCGAGGGCUACAAUCAAUCAGUUAUAUGCAUCUGACGAUGCUUACUUACGGGUUAUGGAGCGAGCUAAGGUGGUUCAAUUGAACCUAGACCCAGCAAUGCCUAGUUUAGCGAAACUUAUGCUUCGGUCUCAUGUUACUCAUGGUUUUUGGCUGGGACUUGCUGUUAGAUUCUGCAAGUUGAACUUACCCAAAGAAGACUGCAUCAUUACCUUAGUAGGUGAUGGUGAGAAAGAGUAUGAAACAAGGUACCUUGCAGAGAAGACAGGGCUCAGUGGUGGAUGGAGGGGGUUCUCUAUUGCACACAAUUUGGCUGAGGGAGAUGCAGUUGUCUUCCAAUUAAUCAAGGCUACCAAAUUCAAGGUCUAUAUUAUAAGGGCAAAGAAUUUGGAUGAAGUUGACGGAGCACUUGGAUUACUUAAUUUGGACACUUCUUCAAUGCAAAUUGUUGUUGCAGAUAAUGCAGAUGAGGGAUAUGGAAAGCAUUCAAGAUCUUACCCUGUUCUUCUUCAAGAGAAUAAUCAAAAUGCUUCUCCUUCAGAAUCUGUUUCUAACAAUGGGUCACCAGCUGGAGAAUGGUUUGAAAACGACAGUGAAGAAUUUGGCUCACACGUUUUGGAUGGUAUCAGAAUGUCUGCAGAACCUGUGGAAUUUAAAGAUGUGAAAAUCUUUGAGAAUUUUACCAUUAUAGUGAAUGAUUUGAUUUUAGACUCUCAGCUUCCUGAACAUGUUCGAGUGAAGUAUUAUGAGCUCUGCUGCAGUCAGAAGGCUUUCCUUCAUGAUCAGCUUCUCGAAGGCAUCAACUGUAAGUUGAUCACUGGAAUCAUUUCUGAGAUCGUCAAUGUGGCUGAUGCCAUGCGAGCUUGCAAACUUACUACCUCUCAGAAUGACCUUAAAUCUUGGGAUAAAAUCUUGAAAGCCUUUGAGCAACUGGGCAUGAACGUUGGCUUUUUACGUGCUCGACUGCACCGGCUUAUAAGCCUCGCCUUCGAGUCAAAAGGGGCAAUGGACUCGAAGUUAUACAACAAAGCUAUGUUCAAAAGGGCUUGUUUGGAUCAAGAGAUGAAAAAUCUUGAUGUGAAAUGUAUGGAAUUAAAAGAGGCUCGUGCACGUAAUGACAAAGAAAUUGAGACUCUGAAGUUGAAGGCUGAGAGACAUGAGAUGAAGUUUCAGUCAGAGGUUCGAGCUCCUUGGUGAUAUUCUUUGUGAAUUAUCAUGUGUAGUUUCUUCCUUUUUGAGUAGCCAGUGCAGUUAGUAAGCUGACAUAAUUAUAUGAAGUCAAGGACUCUAGCACUUUUUUGUGGAUUAUGAUGCUAGAUGUAUAUUUUGCGGGAUAUAUAUAUAUAUAUCUCGAUCAGCAAUGUAACUUCUACUGAAUCUGUCUUUAUCUGCACUAUCAUCAUGUAAAUGAGAAUGACUAACUCAAAGUCAAUUGAAGGUUGUAAAUUUUGAAGAAUGACUAAAUCAA